AUGAGAUAUUCUUCUGCGGUUCUCGCUCUUCUGUUUCCCGCCUUGAUUCUCCUGCACCUCUUCGUCGCGCCGUACACUAAAGUCGAGGAGUCCUUCCAUGUCCAAGCCAUACAUGACAUCUUGGCUCACGGGCUACCAAAUGGUUGGAAUGACCUGAGUCUCAACCGGACCAAUUAUGACCACUUUUCAUUUCCUGGGGCUGUUCCCCGGAGUGCCAUUGGUGCUGCGCUGCUUGCUCUUCUCUCCAAGCCUGUCAUCUUGCUCAACGAGGGGAUCGACCAGCAACUAUUAGCUCGCGCUAUUCUGGGCUUGCUCAAUGCUUCCACACUGGCGAUCUAUGCAAGCGGCCUGCGUCGCAACUUCGGUCAGCCUGUAGCUAUCUGGUACUUCAUACUACAAGCAAGCCAGUUCCACCUCAUAUACUAUGCUUCACGGCCACUUUCAAACAUGUUCGCCUUCAGCAUAACAACACUCGCAUUGCGCCUCCUCCUCCCAAGUCCAAGCCCCACAAGCCAAGACCAAAAGCAAUGCAGUCUCGCGCUAGCCCUCCUCACCACCGCAGGCGUAGUCUUCCGCUCCGAACUAGCCCUCCUAGUCGGCACCCAGACUCUCUUCCUCCUAGCAACGCGCCGAAUCAGUCUCUCCAAUGCCAUCGUCGCAGGUCUAGUCGGGUUGGCCAACGGCCUCCUCCUAACAGUCUGCAUCGACGGCUACUUCUGGCAGCAGUUCCCUCUCUGGCCCGAGUUCGAAGCUUUCCGCUUCAACGUCCUCGCAGGCCAGUCCUCCGAAUGGGGAACAGAGCCCUGGUCUUUCUACUUCCUGAACGCCCUCCCUCGCCUCCUCUUCAAUCCCCUUUCCUACGCCCUCGCUAUCCCCGUCGCCGUCCGCCAACCGGCUACACGGGCCACCGCAUUGUCGCUAUUAACUCCGGCCCUGACCUUCGUCGCGCUGUAUAGCUUCCAGCCGCACAAGGAGUGGCGUUUCAUCAUCUACAUCAUCCCAUCACUUACGGCCGUCGCUGCCCUCGGCGCGGGAUACCUCUGGACGCACCGUUCGCGCUCGUUCUUCGCGCGCUGGGCUACCCGCGCGCUGGCGCUCUCUUCUCUCGCCGUCUUCCUCCUCUCAAAUCUGAUUCUUCUCCCUGCCUCCGCAGCCAACUAUCCCGGCGGGGAAGCUCUCGAUGCCCUCCACUGGAAACACGCUAUCUGGCAUGGAGGCCUCGAGCCCGGUUUCCAUGUCUACCUAGGUAACCUAGCGUGCCAGACUGGCGUGACUCGCUUUGGACAACAGCCUUCUUCGUUGGGGUGGGUAUACGAUAAAACCGAAGACGAGGCCAUCAAGUCCACAGGUGAAUUCUGGGAACAGUUCAACUAUGUUGUUUUCGAGGCUUCGUCGGAGCCGGGGUUCAUGGAUUCGGAUGAAAUCAGGCUCCGUUCUGCGUUGCCCGACUCGAUAUGGGAGGCUGUGGUUGAGGUUGAUGCUUUUACGGGCAUUUCAGUUUUGAGACCCGGUGUUCCCGCUACGGGAACCGCUGAGCGGCGCAUUCUUGGGUCUUUUGCUGGCCCGCGUGCGGUUGAGAUAUAUGAAUCCGUGCGUGAGUAUGCGAGGAUAGCUUUGUUGCGUGGGUGGUGGGUUGAGCCGAAGAUGGAGCCGAGGGUUCGGGUUUUGAGCCGUGUGAUCCAAGACUUCUUCUAG
Penicillium soppii is the source of this 1695-nucleotide messenger RNA. RefSeq names its product dolichyl-P-Man:Man(7)GlcNAc(2)-PP-dolichol alpha-1,6-mannosyltransferase. The record is from RefSeq and is a predicted model, not a curated record. Gene Ontology annotation, molecular function: alpha-1,6-mannosyltransferase activity. The transcript has 3 exons. NCBI's taxonomy places the organism in Eukaryota, Fungi, Ascomycota, Eurotiomycetes, Eurotiales, Aspergillaceae. Bases 1 to 1695 code for a protein of 564 amino acids. Gene Ontology annotation, cellular component: endoplasmic reticulum membrane. Gene Ontology annotation, biological process: protein N-linked glycosylation.